Messenger RNA from Drosophila grimshawi, 3519 nucleotides. It is a transcript of the gene Hmgcr, whose product is annotated as 3-hydroxy-3-methylglutaryl-coenzyme A reductase. Lineage: Eukaryota; Metazoa; Arthropoda; Insecta; Diptera; Drosophilidae. Bases 417 to 3203 code for a protein of 928 amino acids. Gene Ontology annotation, molecular function: NADP binding; hydroxymethylglutaryl-CoA reductase (NADPH) activity; protein binding. Gene Ontology annotation, biological process: coenzyme A metabolic process; sterol biosynthetic process; isoprenoid biosynthetic process. The record is from RefSeq and is a predicted model, not a curated record. The transcript is spliced from 6 exons. Gene Ontology annotation, cellular component: peroxisomal membrane; endoplasmic reticulum membrane.
AUUUGUUGUUUGCAAAGUGUCCAAAUCAAAAUCAAAACAAACACGACGCCAAUUUCAACAGAUUUUGUGCUCUAAAUCGAAAAUCGAAAAAUCAAACGCACUCCAAUUGGAAACUAGUUCGUCGUCGAAUCAACGACGACACAUUUGCAUUUAGUUCGUGACACUCAUCAUCAACACAACAUUAGCAUCAGCAUCAACAUCAACAUCAGCUACUGCUGCCGACAGCCAACCCGCCACGCUCCACCCCGUUCCGCCCAGCAACAAACAAAAUCGAAUAUCGCGCAUCGAAAAUAACCAAAAGCGAGCGCGUGUUAGGUGCACCAUAGCGUCCCGCAGAGUUGGAACCAGUGAGCCGAGUGCUGGGGAAAAUAGGAACAGAGCACUGGACGAACACAGUGAACGCAGCAGCCGCAAAGAUGAUUGGACGUUUGUUUCGCGCCCAUGGCGAAUUCUGUGCCUCGCAUCCGUGGGAGGUGAUUGUCGCCAUGCUCACCAUCACCGCCUGCAUGCUAACUGUGGACACGAGCAGCAGCACACUGGACACCAGCAAUGGUCUUAGCAGUGCCACAGCAACGGCUGCUGCUGCUGCUGCUGCUGCUGCUGGUGCCACAGCUACAUCAACCGUCACACCAAAUGGUCCAGCCGCACCGCCGCCCAUCAUUGCCAGCGGACCGCAAUCGGCGUCUUCGAGUCGGCAUCGUCCAUGCCACGGGUGGAGUCAGUCGUGUGAUGACCUCGAAGCGGAAUACAAUGCCGCCGAUGUGAUCCUAAUGACCAUUGUCCGCUGCACCGCCGUGCUCUAUUGUUACUAUCAGUUCUGCAAGCUACAUCGACAGGGAUCAACCUAUGUGCUCGGCAUUGCCGGGCUUUUUACGGUCUUCUCCAGCUUCAUAUUCACCACGGCCAUAAUGAAGUUUCUCGGCAGCGAUUUAUCCGAUUUGAAAGAUGCGCUCUUCUUUCUGCUGCUGGUCAUCGAUUUGUCCAAUUCGGGUCGACUGGCCCAGUUGGCGCUAUCCGGCAGCAGCCAAACGGAGGUCACCCAGAAUCUGGCACGCGGCUUGGAGCUGCUGGGUCCCACAAUAUCGCUAGACACGAUUGUGGGCGCACUGCUGGUGGGCGUGGGCACGCUUUCGGGCGUACAGCGUCUGGAGCUGCUUUGCAUGUUCGGAGUGCUCUCUGUGCUGGUCAACUAUGUGGUCUUUAUGACCUUCUAUCCCGCCUGCCUGUCGCUCAUCUUUGAUCUGUCCCGCAAUGGCAUUGAUAUGUCUGCGGUCCAGGAACGUGCAAAGGGUUCGUCGCUGCUCAAAUCACUCACCGAGGAGGAGCAGAAGGCCAAUCCGGUGCUGCAGCGUGUCAAGCUAAUCAUGAGCACCGGCCUGAUGAUUGUCCAUAUCUACAGUCGCAUCGUCUUCAGCAGCAGCGAUUACGAUGCCGUAGACAAAACGCUAUCACCUACACUUAAUCUUAAUGUCAGCAACAAUCGCACGGAUUCUGGCGAAAUUACUGACAUCAUUAUCAAAUGGCUGACGAUGAGCGCGGAUCACAUCGUCAUCUGCAUUGUGCUGAUUGCGCUUGUGGUGAAGUUCUUUUGCUUUGAUAAUCGCGAUCCCCUGCAGGAGCAACUGCGUCAAAGCACCACAGCAAAAGCCUCACAGACCACACCGCUGGAGGAUGAGAAGAGGGAGACGAGAUCUAAACAGCUUGUAGCUGUGCGCACGCCACGUUUCACCAUCGAGGAGCAGAGCUCCGCAAAUGCAGCCACGCAGACCGAGUUGGUGUGCAUGCGUCAACGUCUGGUGGCGCCGCCCACACGUCCGCCACGCCCACUGCAAGAAUGCCUGGAGCUGUUGAACGGUACGGACGACGAAGCCGACAGCGCUGCCGGCCCCAAUGCAUUGAGCGAUGAGGAAGUCAUCGCCAUUGUGAAUGCCGGCGGAACGCACUGUCCGCUCUACAAGAUUGAGUCGGUGCUGGCAGAUCCGGAGCGUGGCAUACGAAUACGUCGCCAAAUAAUCGCCAGCCGCGCCCAAAUGCCCAUGGAACGCAUGGACAUGCUGCCUUAUCAACACUUUGACUAUCGGCGCGUGAUGAACGCCUGCUGUGAGAACGUGCUUGGCUAUGUGCCCAUACCAGUUGGCUUUGCUGGCCCCCUACUGCUGGAUGGUGAGAAGCACUAUGUGCCUAUGGCCACCACCGAGGGUGCUCUAGUGGCCUCCACAAAUCGUGGCUGCAAGGCUCUGUCCGUUCGCGGCGUCCGUUCCGUUGUGGAAGAUGUGGGCAUGACUCGAGCGCCCUGCGUCCGUUUUCCCAGUGUGGCGCGUGCGUCCGAAGCCAAGAAGUGGAUCGAGAAGGAUGCGAACUACCAGCAGGUGAAAACGGAGUUCGAUUCAACGUCACGCUUUGGUCGACUCAAGGAGUGCCAAAUUGCGAUGGAUGGCCCACAGCUGUAUAUACGCUUUGUGGCACUCACCGGCGAUGCCAUGGGCAUGAACAUGGUGUCCAAGGGUGCCGAGAUGGCGUUGCGCUGCAUCAAGCGACAAUUUCACGACAUGCAAAUCAUUUCACUGAGUGGGAACUUUUGCUGCGACAAAAAGCCGGCCGCUAUCAACUGGAUAAAGGGGCGCGGCAAGCGUGUCGUUGCCGAAUGCACAAUACCGGCGGCCACGCUCCGCACCGUACUGAAAACGGACGCCAAGACGCUGGUUGAAUGCAACAAACUAAAGAAUAUGUCCGGCAGCGCCAUGGCGGGCACCAUUGGUGGCAAUAAUGCGCAUGCUGCCAAUAUGGUGACAGCUGUAUUCUUGGCCACUGGCCAAGAUCCCGCACAGAAUGUCACAUCGAGCAAUUGCUCCACAGCGAUGGAGUGCUGGACCGAUAACAAUGAGGAUUUGUAUAUGACGUGCACGAUGCCCUCCCUGGAGGUGGGCACAGUUGGCGGUGGCACUGGACUGCCCGGCCAGGGUGCCUGUCUCGAUAUGUUGGGCCUGCGCGGCGCGCAUGCCACUCAGCCCGGCGACAAUGCCAAGAAGCUGGCCCAAAUUGUCUGCGCCACCGUAAUGGCCGGCGAGCUGAGCCUAAUGGCCGCCCUGGUCAACAGCGAUCUAGUCAAGAGUCACAUGCGCCACAAUCGUUCAUCGGUUGCCGUGAGCAGCGCCAAUAAUCCGCUCAACGUGACCGUCUCCAGUUGCAGCACGAUCAGCUAGAACUGACGCCACUUUCUCCUCCUCCUGUAUAUAAAUAUGAAAUAUUUUGUGGGCGCCGCUUGCGUUGUGGGUGUUACGGUUGACAAAAAUUCUUUUGUUCAAAUGAAUGCUUCAAGAGUUAAUAAUGUAAUUGUAAUUAAUCAAUUGGCCAGGCCAAGCAGCAGCAUUAAGCAAAUUGUUCAAAGCCAAAGCCUUUUGUGUGCGUGUUGUAAUUUUGUUGAAUCGAGUAUCAAGUAUGCCGCAGUCUUGGACUCAUUAUUGUUGCAAUUUCCAUUUAGGUUAUACGAAUAUCCAUACAUAUAUAUAUAAAUGUACA